GUCAAGGAAACGUCCAUACCUAUUUUAUUAAAGCUGGCAGCAAGUCUUAGGUUUUUCGCAGAAGGUUCCUAUCAACGUUCCGUCGGAAAGGAUACAGAUAUUGCUAUGGGUAGAAGCACAGUCUCAAAAAUAUUAUCCGAAAUGAUCAAUGCUUUGGAAAAUGUUCUGUGUCCUAAGUGGAUUAAGCUGAAAAUGUCUGAAGAGGAUUCUAGAAAAUCAAAACUUCAUUUUGUAGAAAAAUUCGGUAUUCCAGGAGUAAUAGGGUGUAUUGAUGGAACACAUGUGGCUCUGAUUAAACCUUUUGAGAACGAGCAUCUAUUUUUUAACCGAAAAGGAUUUUUUAGCAUAAACGCAAUGAUUAUUUGUGAUUUUGAUAUGAUAAUAAGAGCAGUAGAUGCAACUCGGCCUGGUGCAAGCCAUGACGCUUUCGUAUUUAGUAUGAGCAGUGCAAAACACUAUUACCUAUCGCAGUAUGAAGCUGGUGACCGAGGGUCUUGGCUACUGGGAGAUUCUGGUUUUGGUAUAGAGCCAUUUCUACUGACUCCAUAUAGAAACCCAGGCCCAAGAUCGGCAGAACACAGAUUUAACCAGCAGCAUGCAAAAGCACGUAACAUCGUUGAGCGUGCUAUAGAAGCAUUAAAAAGUCGGUUUCGUUGUUUUAAAACUACCCUGCCAUAUACGCCGCAAAAGGUAGUGAAGAUAAUAAAUGUUUGUUGCGCACUACAUAACAUAUGUAGGAGUAAUCAAAUAGUGACAUUGAAACAGAAACCGUAUUAG
Messenger RNA from Anastrepha obliqua, 777 nucleotides. Its product is annotated as putative nuclease HARBI1. The coding region runs from base 106 to 777 and encodes 223 amino acids. NCBI's taxonomy places the organism in Eukaryota, Metazoa, Arthropoda, Insecta, Diptera, Tephritidae. The record is from RefSeq and is a predicted model, not a curated record. The transcript is spliced from 2 exons.